Molecule: messenger RNA, 1806 nt
Organism: Nothobranchius furzeri (turquoise killifish)
Lineage: Eukaryota; Metazoa; Chordata; Actinopteri; Cyprinodontiformes; Nothobranchiidae
Gene: mtpn
Product: myotrophin
Biological process (GO): regulation of barbed-end actin filament capping
Cellular component (GO): cytoplasm; nucleus
Molecular function (GO): protein binding
Source: RefSeq, a predicted model, not a curated record
UGCUAGUCUGGAGUCGGAAACGCUUCUGGCAUGCAGAAAGGCGGAUCCCCUUUCCCACUUUGUCUUUCUGAACUUCCAUAGAACCAGUUUUUACUUGUAAAUUUAUGCCGCGUUGCCACACCUAAAAGGAGAAAAAGAGUUGUUGAGCCUUUUUCCUAAACGUUUCUCGAUUCAGUCGGUCUUUUCGGUUGCGAGAAGGAGAUUUUACUCAGGCUUAGCUCGCUAACUUUGAACGCUCUGGUGUAACUUGACAACAGCAGGAAACAAGCAAGAAUAUGGAAGAUAAAGAAUUAAUAUGGGCAUUGAAGACCGGGGAUUUGGACGAGAUUAAACCCAAACUGACACGGCCUGAAGAUGUAAAUCGGACCCUGGACAGUGGAAGAAAGCCCCUUCACUUCGCUGCAGACUUUGGUCAUCUGGAAGUGGUGGAGUACCUCAUUUCUAAGGGAGCAGAUGUCAAUGCUCCAGACAAGCACGGGCUCACUCCACUGAUCUGUGCCUGUUAUGAGAAUCACAGCCAAUGUGUCAAGAUGCUGUUAGAAAAGGGAGCUGACAAAAACACAAAAGGACCGGACGGCAAAACUCCCUUAGAAGCUGCUGAGAGUGACGCCAUCAAAGCUCUGCUUAAGUGAGAGACCACAGUAUCGGAGGUGGCUGGACAGGUGGAUGAACAGGCAUACAGAUGGAUGCAGUGGUCCCCCGACAGAAGAUGGACUCACCCCCUUUGCCCUCAUCAACCUCUCUGUCUUAACACUGCGUAGGUCUGUUUGUUGGAGGGUCAUUUAGUCUUUCUGGUGAUUUUCUGUUGGUUUGUUUUUCUUUUUCUUUUUUCCCCCCAAGUAUUUGGGAAAGUAUGUUUUCUUCUUUUGACCUCUGCUAGCCAAAGGACACAUUAGGUCUCCCUUAGGGACCAAAUACUGGGGGAGUCGGUAGAACCUGGUUCCUAUAACACUGUUCAGACUAGAAAUCAGACUCUAACUUAAUCGCAGGUUUGGCGUUUUAAACACACACCUUAAAUUUCAUCUAUUAUAAAGUGUUACAAAUUUAAUCAGUACUAGAUUAAUAGUGUGUUAAUAUUUAUUAAAUUUUAGUACAAGUACUGUAAGGCCGGGGCUCAGUCUCAUGAGCUGUAAUAGCACUCCGCUGAACUAGAUGCAUUCACCAAUAAUGUUUCUUUAUACAAACAAUCAGGCUUUUUUUAAACAGUUCCUGAAAUCCUAUUCAUCCUUUCAGAUGUUGUGUUUAUAACGAUGAGGUCAGAUCCUUCCCUCUCUUUGAACCGUCGGCCUAGCAUCACUCAUAUCAAUUAAUGACACGUUCUACAUUAUUCAUAGAUUUAAGAGCUUGUGUAUUCUUUGACCAAUCACCAUGCUGGUUAACUAGAGAGACUUGAAUGUUGCAGUUUUAAAAUGUUCAAUCUAUUUUAAAAUAUUGCUAGUAGCACAUAAUAGAACUAGACCUUGUAGAAACGUUUCUUCAUCCAGUUUUCUGAGCAACAAAGUAUUUUUUUCUGUUGCAGCGUCCUUUUCAGAUUAGCUAGUGAUUGGCUCAAGGAGCUAUGAAUUUUGGGUAAACGGGGGUUUGAGUUGAUAGUUGAUCACGAGGGUUGUUUAUCUCUCCUUGCCUUGGAUUUUGUUCGAAUUCCUGCCUUUUUUGCUGCAUGUCGAACUGCCUCUGCUUUUAUGCGCUGAAACAGUUACUGUACUCUCAGUUGCUUUUGAAUCACUAAGAUGUAACGGACAAAAAGAUGCUUUCUGAAUUUGUUGUGACAAAAGUCUGUAAAAACAAUUAAAAACAUAAAACGUU